AUGACAAGCGUAACCAACGCCGUUAACACGGAAAAGUGGGGCAAGGAAACGGAAAAGCAGCUUGGCGCCGGAGAUGACGAUACAUGGGCAAAGGACAUGUAUAUGGACACGAUCCCAUGGGAAUACGGCCGAUUUCGUGAGGUUCUAGAAAAGUAUAGUGAGAUCCCUCCGAGCGAAGUUGAAGCGGAGAUCUUCAAGAUUCGAGACAAGGCUUGGGAAGUCGUCAAGUACCCUUGCAUCGGCUCCUUCACCUACCUGCGUCUCCUCGAGUUCAGCGAUGACGAGCCGGAAAUGCAGAAAGCUAUCGAGCGGCUCAAGAGGCCCGGCUCGCAGGAUACUUUCCUCGAAAUAGGUGGCUUCAUAUGCCAGACGAUUCGACGGCUCGCUUUCGAGGGCGUCGACUCGACGCGCUUGUAUGGAACAGACCUGCAUGCCGAGUUUCUCGAGUUGGGGUACGAGCAGUUCCGCGACCGCGAGACUUUGAAAGCGACCUUUGUUGCAGGAGAUAUGCUGCUUCCAGAGGAAGAGUACGCGGCCAGCUCUCUGGCUGGAACGCUCGACGGGAGGAUGUCUAUCAUUCAUGCGUCGAACUUCUUCCAUCUGUUUAGCUGGGAGUCGCAGUUGGUCAUCUGCGAGCGCAUUGUGCGUUUCUUUCGACGCGGUUCCAGCGCAGAUAAUCCAGCCGUGUUGUUUGGGGUGCAUAUAGGAAGCGAUAAGCCUGGCGAGGUGCAACAUUUCAGGAUAUUCUUGCAUAAUGAGGAGACAUUCCAGUCGCUGUGGAACGAGGUGGGAAAAAGGACCGGUACGUCUUGGAAAGUGAGCUCAGAGUUUCCAGCGUUGCCACGGCCAAAACCAAAUGUUUUUGGUAAAGAUGCGAGUGUGGUGCGGUACGUUGUGAGGAGUCAGAUAUUGUAG
Molecule: messenger RNA, 915 nt
Organism: Daldinia childiae
Lineage: Eukaryota; Fungi; Ascomycota; Sordariomycetes; Xylariales; Hypoxylaceae
Product: putative porphobilinogen deaminase protein
Exons: 2
Coding region: 1-915 (304 amino acids)
Source: RefSeq, a predicted model, not a curated record